CAACCUACGGAAGCCUUCKAACGCAGGCCAGUUUGCUCGCAUGGACCCGGAAGUAGUCAAUCGCGAGCGGAUAAACAAGAAAUCACAAUACACACGACGAAUGGCGUCGCCUUAUUCGCUGAUCGAUAGUCUCACAAUAAAUCUGUUCAACCAAAUCAAAUCGACAAAUUCCAAAAUGGCCCGAACCAAGCAAACCGCCCGCAAGUCCACCGGAGGAAAGGCUCCCCGCAAGCAGCUCGCCACCAAGGCAGCAAGAAAGUCUGCCCCCGCCACCGGAGGAGUCAAGAAGCCCCACAGAUACCGACCCGGAACUGUCGCUCUUCGUGAGAUCCGUCGUUACCAGAAGAGUACCGACCUCCUCAUCCGAAAGCUUCCCUUCCAGCGUUUGGUCCGUGAGAUCGCCCAAGAUUUCAAGAGUGAUCUUCGAUUCCAAGGAUCUGCCGUCUUGGCCCUCCAAGAAGCCGCCGAGGCCUACUUGGUCGGUCUCUUCGAAGAUACCAACUUGUGUGCCAUCCACGCUAAGCGUGUCACCAUCAUGCCUAAGGAUAUUCAAUUGGCCCGCCGUAUCCGUGGCGAGCGCUCUUAAGCAUUCAGUCAAUGAACCAGUCGCAAUUGCAAUAGAACAAAAAGAAAAACGAAACAAACCGGAGAUUUUAAUCUCCACAUCUGAAAACAGAAUUCAUGAAGCUGUCAAGCGGACUACUUCUUCUAUGUUGUCUUCUUUUCCAUACGCAAAGCCUUACUUCGUCGCGAUAAGAAGUUGUCUAGUAACGGUCGCUGUCUGUGUGGUUGAGUAUGACUACAACCUUCUUCGUCUCGAUCUGCUGUCGUGGCUGUCUACCCAUCAUGAUUGUUCAUAGCUAUGUAUGUACUCCGUCUUCAUACUCGAUGAGUCCUUUUAAAGGAAGAAUGCAAAUAAUCUCAGAGCAUUAGACACAGCAAACGAGGCAGACGGAAGUUAAGAGAGGAUAAGACAGCAAUGAUUUUUUCCAUUGCAGGAGGAUGAUGGCGGUCAUUCGGAUUGUUAAAAUUUUUCACAUAAACUCUUACUACUUGU
This is a messenger RNA of Pseudo-nitzschia multistriata, 1057 nucleotides long. The record is from the annotation of a GenBank genome assembly. NCBI's taxonomy places the organism in Eukaryota, Bacillariophyta, Bacillariophyceae, Bacillariales, Bacillariaceae.